AUGGAGAGAGUGGAGGGACUUCUUUUUUAUGCCUCGGUAGAAGGAAAUGUAACCCAAUUGCAAAUAUUGCUUCAAGAAGAUCCAUUGAUUCUUGAUAGAGUUACUGUAAACCGUAGUGACAACAUGCCUCUACACGUGGCGUCAAUGCUUGGACAUUUCGACUUUGUCAACGAGAUCCUAAGUCGAAAGCCGCAGCUUGCCAGAGAGUCCGAUUCACAAAGACGCUUGCCCCUUCAUAUAGCAUCUGCAAAGGGGCACGUGGAAAUAGUUAAGGCGUUGUUAUCGGCUCACCCUGAGACGUGCCUUGCACGUGAUCAAGUGAAUGCAUCAAACACAAAUGGGGAAACAUCUAUGGAUAUAUUGGCUCAAGGUCCAAAAAAUGUGAAAGAUCGACAAAUCAUACGAUCCCUAACACGAGCAGACGCUGUUGAGCCAAAAACAGAAGGUUUGAUAGAAAAAAUUCCUCAAAAAUGGAUAAGCAAAAUGAGUUCAGAUUAUAAGAAACUGUUCCCGCCUAUUAGCCAAAAGAAUAGAGAAGACUGGUUGGACAAGAAGGGAAACGUUUUGAUGGUUGUGGCAUCAUUCAUAGCAACCAUGGCUUUUCAAGUAGGUACUAAUCCUCCGAGUGGUGUUUGGCAAGAAGACAAGCUUGACGCAAUUCCACCCGAAUACGCUGGGUAUGCUGUCAUGGCAAACAAUCAUCCAGUUUUACACCAUAUCUUUCUGAUUAGCAACACGGUGGGCUUUGUUUCGACUCUUAGCAUCAUCUUGUUGCUUAUUAGUGGAUUGCCUUUCUUGAAGCAUCGUGGUUACACAUGGAUUAUGAUGGUUAUCAUGUGGAUUGCUACCACGUCCAUGUCAAUCACUUAUUAUGUUUCCAUAACGGUUACAACACCAGUACAUAAGGCUGAGACAAUUAGACCUCUGUCAAUUAUCAUUGUGUUCGUGUGGAUAGGGUUGAUGACUCUUGUGGUUGGGGGACACAUCCUUCGGCUGAUGGCAAUUACAAAAGAAGAUCAGAAAGCUUAGCAACUGUUAAGUCUAAUCGUCAUAAACGAUGUUCAAAUUUAUCUAUGGUAUAAAAUAUUUAGCCGUUCAUGUCUUAAAUUUGUGUGUAUUUCCUCACAAGAGGAAAAAACCUUUGUUAUUGAUGGUUAUUUCAGCAUGCAGUGAUUAAAUAAGAACAAACUGAAUUCUGUCA
This is a messenger RNA of Cynara cardunculus var. scolymus (artichoke), 1201 nucleotides long. RefSeq names its product ankyrin repeat-containing protein BDA1-like. The transcript has 2 exons. Bases 1 to 1029 code for a protein of 342 amino acids. The record is from RefSeq and is a predicted model, not a curated record. NCBI's taxonomy places the organism in Eukaryota, Viridiplantae, Streptophyta, Magnoliopsida, Asterales, Asteraceae. Gene Ontology annotation, molecular function: protein binding.